CUGAAAAUAACGGUUAAAACAAAGCAAAGAAAAGAUUUUACGUUUUUAUUAGUUGACUAAGUUGAGGGAAGCUUAGUACUUUCCCCGUGUUUCAAAUAAAUUCAUUAAACUACGGUGAAGUAAACAUAUUGAAAAUGGCUCUUGAAAAUACGGUCGAAUUAUCCGAGAAAUACGAAGCAGUUAUGGUUCUCAGUGGAGUGGGGGAUGCUCUAGGUUAUAAGAAUGGUUUGUGGGAAUUCUGUUACAGUGGUACUCAAAUUCAUGAAGAACUAGAAAAACUCGGAGGACUUGAUAAAAUUGACAUUAAAGGAUGGAGGGUUAGUGACGACACUGUACUACACAUUGCUACAGCAGAAGCGUUGGUUUCGGAAUGGACAACAACGGAAGAAUUAUUGAGCAUUAUGGCUACAAAGUACAAGAAGAAAUGUGCUGAGGAUAUGUGGGAAAGAGCUCCUGGGCAGACCACAACAAAAGCAUGUUUCAUGUUACGACCUUUUGAGGAAAAAGGUUACAUUAUACCAUUUAAUGAACGAGGUGGCGGAUGUGGUGCAGCUAUGAGAUCCAUGUGUAUAGGUUUGAAGUUUCCUUGUGAAGAUCAAAUUGAAAUGUUAAUUGAAAGUGAAAGGAUGACUCAUAAUCACCCCACAGGUUAUCUAGGGGCUGUUACUGCAGCUUUAUUUACAGCCUAUGCUAUACAAAAGAUGGCUCAUAAAAAAUGGGGAGCAGGACUUUUAAGCGUUUUACCCAAAGAUUGGGAAUACAUUGAGAAGGUUGGUCGUGAUGUAGAAGAAAACAAGAAAUCUUGGGAAAAAAUAGUUGGGAGUCAUAUCUUGAACUACGGGGAUUAACAAAUGGAACCCGCGAACCAAAGUUUCCAGUAACAUAUAACAUACCUGAAC
Molecule: messenger RNA, 899 nt
Organism: Xenia sp. Carnegie-2017
Lineage: Eukaryota; Metazoa; Cnidaria; Anthozoa; Malacalcyonacea; Xeniidae
Product: protein ADP-ribosylarginine hydrolase-like
Exons: 2
Coding region: 135-848 (237 amino acids)
Source: RefSeq, a predicted model, not a curated record